AUGCUUUCAACUACUAACGAUAAUGAAAGUUCGACUUCUCAACUUCCACCAUUAAGAUCACAAACAUAUUCACCAGCACAACAACAACAACAGCAUACGACGAGUAAACCUUCGGACACCUUUGUCCUUGGAAAUCGUUUUGGCCAAUCUAAUCGAAACGAUGAACAACGUUAUUCGAAUGACUAUAAUCAACGAAGCAAUGCAACUAAUAAUGAUGCUCAAUUACUUAGACAUCUAUCCGAUGAUUUUGCUCAAUUAUUAAAUCGAACGGAUAUUAGCGAUUGUCUUCUCAAUGUCAGAGGCACUUAUAUGGCUGUUCAUCGAUGCGUUCUUGCUGCUCGAUCGAAUACGUUUGCGGCUGUGAUAACUGGAAACCUCAAUCGAUUGGAUACGAAGACAAGAGAUCAACUGCAAACAGUUACUGAAAACAAUAAAUUAGUUAUCACAAUUGAGAAGACCGAUCCCGAUAUAAUGAAACAAGUGAUCAUAUUUCUCUACACAGCUAAAUGUGAACUAAAUGAACGCAAUGCAUAUGGUCUUCUGGAUGCCGCUGGUCGAUAUGAUAUCAAAAGUUUGAAAGUAUAUACGGGUCAAUUUGUGUCAAGUCUUGUCAAUACGAACAACGUUCUAGCGUUAUUAGAAGGUGCCUAUCGAUACAAGAACAAACAUGUUCGUCAAAAAUGUAUUGAAUAUUUUCUUGAUCAUGCAAAAGAAAUCAUGGCUAGAGACAGUGUAUGGAGUGAUUUUGCCGAGAAAAAUGAAGCGAUUGUUGCUGAACUUCUUUAUUGGAUUGUAAACAAAACUGAGUUUCAAAAUAUGUCUCAAUCGGAUGUCUAUUCACAAUGGUAA
Molecule: messenger RNA, 849 nt
Organism: Adineta ricciae
Lineage: Eukaryota; Metazoa; Rotifera; Eurotatoria; Adinetida; Adinetidae
Source: the annotation of a GenBank genome assembly